This is a messenger RNA of Glycine soja, 468 nucleotides long. RefSeq lists its product as uncharacterized. Lineage: Eukaryota; Viridiplantae; Streptophyta; Magnoliopsida; Fabales; Fabaceae. The record is from RefSeq and is a predicted model, not a curated record. Bases 1 to 468 code for a protein of 155 amino acids. Gene Ontology annotation, molecular function: nucleic acid binding; RNA-DNA hybrid ribonuclease activity. The transcript has a single exon.
AUGGAUCCCAUCAAGUACAUCUUCGAAAAGGCCGCUCUCACUAGGAGGAUAGCUCGGUGGCAGGUUCUGUUGUCAGAAUUCGACAUUGUCUACACCACUCAAAAGGCGAUAAAGGGGAGCACCUUGGUAGAUUAUAUAGCUCAACAACCCAUAAGCGAUUAUCAGCCUAUGCAUCCAGAAUUUCCUGAUGAGGAUAUUAUGGCCUUGUUUGAAGAAGAGGUUGAAGAAGAGGACAGGGAUAAAUGGGUUGUGUGGUUUGACAGGGCGUCUAAUGCACUAGGCCAUGGGAUUGGGGUAGUAUUGGUUUCCCUGGACAAGCAAUAUAUACCUUUCAUGGCUAGGUUGUGUUUUGACUGCACAAACAAUAUAGCAGAGUAUGAGGCAUGCACCCUUGGGAUCCGAGCAGUGAUCGACUUUAGGGUCAAGUUACUCAAGGUAUACGAGGACUCAGCAUUGGUAAUUCAUUAG